AUGUUGGUCAUUAAGUUCUUGUAGUUGAAAUACAACGAUGGUUUUUCAUAUCAUUGGUCAUGGUUAAAUUCCAUGUGAGAAUAAUGAUAACAUACAUUGUAUUUAUUUUAAGUACAAUUUUUGUGGUGAGCUUUGUAAGUUUUUCUUCAAAGCCUUCUCCUAUUUAUGGUGGGUUUGGUUUGAUUGUGGCUGGUGGUAUUGGUUGUGGUAUUGUGUUAAAUUUGGGGGGAUCAUUUUUAGGUUUAAUGGUUUUUUUAAAUUUAUUUGGGGGUAUACUUGUAGUGUUUGGAUAUACUACCGCUAUGGCUACUGAGUCUUAUCCUGAGGCGUGGACGUCUAAUAAAGCUGUGCUAGGGAUGUUUAUUACGGGAGUGUUAGCAGAAUUGUUAACUGCUUGCUAUAUUUUAAAAGAAGAUGAGGUUGAGAUUGUAUUUAAGUUUAAUGGUGCAGGUGAUUGGGUGAUUUAUGAUACAGGUGAUUCAGGGUUUUUUAGUGAAGAGGCCAUGGGAAUUGCAGCACUAUAUAGUUAUGGAACUUGACUAGUGGUUGUCACUGGUUGGUCCUUGCUUAUUGGUGUAUUAGUGAUUAUAGAAGUUACUCGUGGAAAUUAAGUAAAAGUAAGCGAAGGGUUAAGGUGAUUAUGAAAGAUAGAAAGUAGAGUUUAACUAGCCCUUUCUGAUUAGAUACGACAGUUGACAUUUUUAUCUGGAAAUAAGAGAUGGAUUUUGGUAAUACAUUUUCUAGUCAGAUUAUAUCUAAUAGUAUCGAUGCGGAUUUUUGGCUUACAGUUAGGCUUAUUGUUGAUGGGAGGCGGUGUAUUACGAUUGGAAAGUACCCUAGGAUGUUAGAGAACUUAAAAAGGUUUGAGGGGUAUUUCAAUUUUAAGUUUUUAGCCGCGAGGUUGAGUUCUAAUGCCAUGAUAAAGCCUGUGGUAGUCACGGCGAGGGCAGUUAGUUUCAGAUAAUGGGGUAUAGUUAUUUGUGGGAUAGUUGUUGGGGGGAUAUUAUAGGAAAUUAGGUAUCCUGCAAAAAUGCUUCCAAUUAAGAGACGUUUGAUGGAAUUGAUAAGGUGGGGAUUAUUUUCAUUGAUUAGGUUCAAGGAAUUGAA
Messenger RNA from Panthera uncia (snow leopard), 1107 nucleotides. Its product is annotated as NADH-ubiquinone oxidoreductase chain 6-like. Gene Ontology annotation, cellular component: mitochondrion. Lineage: Eukaryota; Metazoa; Chordata; Mammalia; Carnivora; Felidae. The record is from RefSeq and is a predicted model, not a curated record. The transcript has a single exon. Gene Ontology annotation, molecular function: NADH dehydrogenase (ubiquinone) activity.